Molecule: messenger RNA, 807 nt
Organism: Ectocarpus sp. CCAP 1310/34
Lineage: Eukaryota; Phaeophyceae; Ectocarpales; Ectocarpaceae
Source: the annotation of a GenBank genome assembly
AUGCUGAAGCGCAUCGUCACGGGGAAAGACCAAGCCGCGCCCGCCGGUACCUCCUACAGCAACACCCGCGGCGUCGCCAGCAGCGGUUCCAGAGCACUAACUGUUCACACAACUUCGGUUGUGGGUGCCGUCGCUAGCGCCGCCACAGAUGUCACCAAGUCACACCUGCUUCCCUCCACGAUCACGACGGUUUUCAAGCGCAAUGGUGAUGCGCUCCGUGGCGCUAGGCCGGCCAUCAUGAUGGCCACGGCGACGGAGACGCUGCCGGCGCCGGUACCGUCGGUGUUGAGCCUGAGCUCCUCGACGCCUGCUGAGCCUUUCGCCGCGGUGUGCAAGACGACGGACAACACCUCCACCGAUGUAAUCCCGCUGCUGCUGCCGUCGUCGGAGACAAAGUCGACGGCUCCCCCUUUCCGUGGAAGGUCCACCUCUCCACCGGCACGCGGCGGGCGCCCGCCGUCCCAGCGUCGGUCGCCGCGAUCGCCCUCCCGCUCCCCAUCUCCACAACGCUCAGGUACAGCCGUGCGCGCGGCAGCGGUGGAUGCUUCUUCUUGGUCCGCUGCUUCUCGGCCGGCCGCCUCGAGGCUGGGAGGCCAUUUUUGCUCUGCUGCCGCGGUGAAGGAUGGGCAGGCUACCCCCGUCACCCAUCUACGAGAGGUCACCGUCAUCAUCGUCUCGACCGUAGCUUCUUCCGAAGAAGCCCUGGACGGUUUGGGCAAGCCUCCGCUCACCCCGGCAUCUCCCGUGCCUUAUCCUGCCGCCGCCAUCUCCGCGGUCUUGAGCUCCAACAACGUGUCCUUCUUCUGA